Molecule: messenger RNA, 1499 nt
Organism: Oryza sativa Japonica Group (Japanese rice)
Lineage: Eukaryota; Viridiplantae; Streptophyta; Magnoliopsida; Poales; Poaceae
Source: RefSeq, a predicted model, not a curated record
AUACAUCGUAGAAAUGCUGCCUGUCAAGCAGACAAUUACUCAUGCGUCGUCUCUGGCGAAUUAAUUGGCCAGGUCACCAGGGUCAUGGAUGCAGUAAAAAUAGGUGCCACACGGUAGUGAUAACCUAUCUUUAGGUGCAUGCAUGCAACGGAAUCAACACAGGUCACCUUUUUGCUGUGUUUUGUAACCAUUUUCCCUUUUCCAAAUUAGACAUCACGCAUUUAUCGAGUGGUUCCCCUGGAGACGAAGAAAAUUAAGCUAGAGAUUAGCUGGUAAAACAGUUAGCCAGUUAAGCUCUUUGCCCUGCAAGUAUUAAGCCUGCCUCCCAACGGCCUCUCACCUCCGCCCGACCUCUGCCCCUCCUCCGAGAGUCCGAGGUCGAUCGCCGUCGUCGCUCGGUCGCUCGCUCGCCUGCCUGAUCCGGAUCCGGCAGGCCGGACUGCGUAGGUGUGCCGCGGCGAGACGUGCGCGCGGCGGCGCCGAUCGACGACCCGAUCGAUGGACUUCACCUCGUCCUACUUCCACGCCUUCGGCAACCCCGACUUCGCCGCGGUCUUCUCCGGCGGCGGCAGCGCGCAGGCCAUCCGGCCGGGCACCACCACCAGCAGCAGCGGCGGCGCGAAGGCGGUGAACGUUGGCAGGGGCGGCGCGGCGAGGCAGGGCGCCCCGUCCGUGUUCUGCGUCCAGGACGCGGAGGUGGAGGAGGCGCACCACUUCCUCGACGAGUGCACCCUGUGUCGCAAGGGCCUCGCCGGCGACAUCUUCAUGUACAGAGGGGACACGCCGUUCUGCAGCGAGGAGUGCAGGAGGGAGCAGAUCGAGAUGGACAGGAACAGGCACCGCAGGAAGAAGCAGCAGUACUCUCCCACGGCGCAGGCGGCGGCGCACCACCACCGAUCAGAGCGCGCGCCCCAGCGUCAGCUGCAGCCGCAGAGGUAGAGAUCAAGAGAGAGCUCAGCUCGGCACCACACCAAGCCGCGCGCCCUUUGCCGGAUUGGAGACUCACGCGCGCAUGCAUGUUACGCAUGCAUGCACACACGCGUUCAACUGGGGUGAUACUACAUAUACAAGUACAGGUGUGUACUAGACAUUUCGAAGAGUCCAUGGAUCGAUCGAGAGGAACCACCACCACGACCCCGAGUUCCCACGUUUGUGGUAGGGAAAACGGUGAAGUAAUUAUAGAAGAGUUUUUUUUGUGCAUUAUGCUUGCUGAUGAGCAUAUAUAUAUAUACAGGUUUGGUUAGAACAGCAUGCUCGUCCAGGCGUCCUGCUCUCGUGUUUGGUCUAUUUACUUCGUACUGGUUCAGACCGGGCUGUCAAAAGAAGCCUAUGAGCUCUUUUCUAAUGUAUAUUGUAACGCCCUCUCUAUUCCAUCUCGUCUUCAUUUUCCUUUGUUGAUGUUCGAUCUGUUGGCUGUCUAGUUGCACAAUAGUACCCAACUAAGCAUAUUUAUAUUACCUUUGGAACCUGUUACAUGUCUUAAGGCAUGCUCUUUUUAA